Messenger RNA from Pocillopora meandrina, 9414 nucleotides. The record is from the annotation of a GenBank genome assembly. NCBI's taxonomy places the organism in Eukaryota, Metazoa, Cnidaria, Anthozoa, Scleractinia, Pocilloporidae.
AUGCGGUUUUGGCCUCGAUUUCGUUCAGCUCGAGUCAGAGGUCAUAGCCUCGAUCUCGCUCUCGCUCUCUCCUUCAAAAUGGUGUCGAUGAAUAUCCCAAACGAAUAUGGCUAUGUUGUUCUCACAUCUGUUGCCUCUGGCGUGAUGAUGGUUUACUUAGGGUUAAACGUGGGAAAAGCACGGAAACUCUACAAAGUAAAUGUAUGUACAUAUGUUAUGUCUGCCUUUGGUCAAUAAUGAUCGAAUAUAGUUCUGGCGAAGCAAAUGUUAGCUUUGAAAAAGAGCGCGAUGCAGUAUCUGUUUACGAUAGUCGUGAUGGACCGCACGUGUUAAUACGAACCAUCCAUAUGAAAAGAGAUUUCUCGUUUUACACGGGUAAUAUUGCAGUCUAGCACUGCACGUGUGGAGUGCAUUUCGAUCAUAAAUGAUUAUGACAAUUUCAGGUGCACUCUGUAUAUUUCAAUAUGUAGAUCCAAGUCCAUCCAGUGGUAAAUAUGCAUAUCGAAAGAAAUCAAUAUAUUUCUUCUUGAACUUUUAUGAAGAAAAAACUCCAUUUAUUGUUGGUGACAACUUCAGGAGACGCAGUUGACACCUGUCAAAACUUCUUUGAGAUAUAAACUUGUCAAGAAUUCAAACAAAGUUUAUUCCAUGUGCGAUAAUUCCUUUUGUUAUUAUUUAUUUAUACUCUUCAUCCCAAGCUUACCAUGUAAGGUUACAUCCAUUGUUAUCUUGAUUGACUUGGUGUCUGCAACAGAUAAUAGUGGAAAUUGUUCUAUUUAAAAAGUCACCCUAAUGUUUAGAUCACUGAAAGAAAGGAAAUCUCCCUAAUUUGUUUUGCUACAUUCUUGUGAAAACAAUUGAAAAAGGGUCUUUAGUAUGAUUGAGGGUGUAUUGCACAAUUUAUGCCAAAUUGAAAUUGACUGGUGUGAAAUUGGUGGUUUUUGUAGAUUUGUUUUCAACAUUGAUUUUUAUCUUUAUUUACUCUCCAAAUAAUGAAUUUUGUCCUAGAAUUUGGUUUUCAGAGCAAAAAUGAAUAGCAGUUAGUGUGACAAACCCAAACUUUUUGUGUUGAAAUCCACUGAAAAUAGUUUCAAAGCUGUACUGACCAGUGUAAACAAACCAAAAAAAUAUAUUGCAAAACUAUAAAAAAUUCAUUUAAAGCUGUUAAAAUGUUAUUUUGCAUUUUGUCAAAAUAAAGGUGUCAAGAAACUGUUGAAUAUGUUUUUACCUUAAAACUAGCACAUUGCAUUUCAACCAAGAGUUUAUACCUGAAAGAAGUAUUUUUUCAUUUGCAAUAUAGUUCCACCCUCUUAACAUAAGGGCUUUUCAACCAACUGACAAGCAUACAUCUAGUCAACUUUUAAGCUAAUUCAACAUCAUAAUAUCUUUUGGAGAAAAGUUAUUAUACAAUGUUACAAAUUUUAUCCAUGGCACUUUUAUCUCUUAUUUGGACAGAAUUGAUAUUGGGUAAUGUGUCUGUUCUGUAAGCACGGUUUCAGAAUAACAGUAAAGAUGUACAAUAAUAUCAAUUAAACAUGGACAGAAAAGAUGACCAUAUGUUACAGAGGGAAAUCCAAUAUCUUUUUUGGUUUUGUUUUGUUGUUGUUUUUUUAAUCCUUUCCAGAAAGCUACUUGUUAUUGUAUAUAACAAGAAGUGUCAACUUGUUCUGUGGAAUAGCCAAUAUCUAAUUUGCUGUAUCAUACGCAAAGCAAUUUUUAUUGAAAAUGAAAAUUUCUGACUUGGGAUAGUUUCCUUUGAAACUUGAAGUUCACUCUGCUUACAUCCACCAAAUUUGCUUUUGCCUUUUGCUUGCCAAGCCAUUCCAGUCAACAGUAUCGAUGAGUACAUUGCUUAAUUGAUUCACUGAUAACUUUAUUUAUUCAUGUUUAAAAAUUCCUUUAGCAAGAUUUAUGUGUAAAACAUCUAAUUCUACCUUGCUAAUCUAAAUAAUAAAUUAAGAUAAAACCUAUUAUGUCUUCCGGCUGCUUUUCAAUUGUGCUGUGUCUCAUUUGGAGCUGUGGUGUCAUAGUUUGCAUUUAAAUUUAUUUAAGGAAGCUACAGUAUACAGAUCUUGGGACAGCACUUUUGUCAGAGAAACUUCUUCUAAACUAAUUGAUUUGGGCUGUGGAAGAGCCAAUUUGUGUUUUGAAUUCCUCAAUUGGUAAGAAGACUGAGUCAUUUUGAAAUACAAAUCAAGAUAUUAGAUAUUGGAUAAAGUCAUUUUUGUAGAUUCUUGUUCAUCAUAAUGGAUGGAGCUACUCCCCUGUAAUGAUUGAGUUUUUGCCAACCUAGUGCCUGGAAUAACUUAUUGAUAUCAUUUCCACUGCUUGCAAGCAUUAGAAUAUGAGCUACAAGAUUUUGGAGCUUCUGCAGCUUUUCAGGAAAUUAAGGCAAAUACUGCAGUUGCCCCAAACAACAUCGCAGUAACGAAAAUGUGGUGGGUUUAAACAAUUGUACACAUGUAUUAUAAGGAAUAAGAUGCCAUAUUCUUUUGAUUGCACCCAAAGCAGAGCCAAUGUUUUUACAGAUACUCUGUAUGUGACUUUCCUAGUGUAAGUUUUUGAUCAAUACAAUAAGAACAAUAUUUGAUAUUUAUAUUGUACAUUUUCUUUUAAAAGCAAUCAAAGGCACAUUACAAACAUUACAAUAAAUACAAAAUAAGAACCUAUUUACAAUCACCAUAAAAUCAAAGACAAAAACUACACUAUUACAAUUGGCUAUAAGAAAAGCAUAUAAAAAUCUAAAUAUAAACUAAUUUUACCAACAAAAUGCCGUGCUGAAUAAAAAUGUCUUAAGUUUUUGUUUAAAAUCUCUUUUGGUGCAAGCAGAUCUAAUGCUUAUGGGAAGACUGUUGCAAAGCUGCUGGGCUGCUGCCAUGAAUUCCCUCAUUAUUUUGCUGUAAAUCAUAAUGGGAUGGUGUUAAAAAAAAAUUAAAUCAUUGAGAUAUUUAUCAAAGAAUACCCAUGGCCAACUUGUCGUAGAAAUCAAGAAAUGAAACAUGUUUGUGAACUUGCAAUUAGUGGUCUUGAUGAAUCAUUUAAGGUUGGUCUUGUGGUGCAAAGCCAAUGCUUUAUUUGUCCACUUUUCCACACAAAAAUAUUGGUGGAUGAGGCUAGGUUGAGUGAGAUAUUUGUUUAUGCAAACUUUGCCAUGGCAGGCAUAACUGAGUAGGAAGCAGGUAGAAUUUCAGUAUUUUUCUGUUCAUUGUUGUGCCUAAUCUUUUAUGCAAUUUCAAAGAUCAGAGUUGUUAUUACUUUCAAUAAGGGAUGAAUGUUACAAAGUAAAAUCACCAACAAAUGGGUGACAUAUUGCUUGUGUUCCAUUAGUGAUAUAAUGAUUAUUACACAAUAAUUUGUAGUAUAUUAGGAGCACAAGCGUAGCAGUUGCAUCUUCACUCCCAUGACAUAACUUGCAAUCUUAAUUGAGUACACUAGUUGUUUUAUUUAUAAAAAUGUUUACCAUGUUACUUUAUCUUUGAAAUGGGUGAAGUAGUUAGCAAUCAUUGUGUGGGUUUGCUUAACCAACUCAAAAUCAAUAUGAUAUCAAGUGGACAAAAGAUGAUAAUAAAGAAAUAUAUCCAAAGGGGAUCAAUAGUUGAUCCAAUACCAAAUUUUCGAAAUCAACAUCUUAAGAGCUGUAUGGUAGACAGUAAGGAGACUUACUAAUAAGAUAUUGGGAGUGAAAGGGUUAAUACUCCCAAUACAGAGGAGAUAUAGCAGUUUUCUUACAAGGACUGUCACAUUAGUAUCUUGCACAUGCUCAGUUUAUUCCUGUAUUGGAUUGUUACAUUAGUGUCUCGCACAUUCUUAGUUUAUUCCUGUAAUGAAUUGUUCCGUUAGUGUUUUGCCCGUUCUUAGUUUUCUCCUGUAAUGAAUUGUUAUGUUGGUGUCUCAUGCAUUCUCAAUUUUCUUUGGAAAUGGAUUGUUACAUUAGUGUCUUGUGCAUUACAAACAUUACAAUAAAUACAAAAUAAGAACUUAUUUACAAUCACUAUAAAAUAAAAGACAAAAACUACACUAUUACAAUUGGCUAUAAGAAAAGUAUAUAAAAAUCUAAAUAUAAACUAAUUUUACUAACAAAAUGCCUUGCUGAAUAAAAAUGUCUUAAGUUUUUGUUUAUAAUCUCUUUUGGUGCAAGCAGAUCUAAUGCUUAUGGGAAGACUGUUGCAAAGCCCCUGGGCUGCUGCCAUGAAGCAUCAAUCCCCCAUGGUAGCUUUGGGGUGCUCUUAAGAAUGCCCUCAUUAUUUUGCUGUAAAUCAUUAUGGGAUGGUGGUAAAACAGAAAUUAAAUCAUAGAGAUUUUUAGGAGCUGAGCAAACUAUAGACCUAUCAGUAAUCAGUUUAAAACAGUGUGAUCAAAAGGAUUUUAAAUUGUCGGAACUUGAUACAAUAGUCUAACAGACUGGUUAGGUCCUUUUCAUUCUUGUCCUUUUCUGUUGUUAUUUAGAUAAAAGAAUUUUUUUUUAAUGACCAUAAAACCAGGAGCCCAAAUUUUUUUCUGAGUAUAUGGGAAUUACAUCAAUGUGUCAACCUUAGUACCACUAACAGACACUUUAGAUAGCUGAUUUGAUCACCAUGUUAAAUAAUGAAUGAACAUCAGUUUGAAAAAACUGUAUAACUAUCUAAAGCUGAGUUUGAAGCCUUGCUUUAUUUGGUGGACUAGGAAAAUCUGACAUCAAGACUGUACAUAAAAAUCUAAAUAUAAACUAAUUUUACAAACAAAAUGUCUUGCUGAAUAAAAAUGUCUUAAGUUUCUGUUUAAAAUCUGUUUUGGUGCAAGCAGAUGUAAUGCUUAUGGGAAGACUGUUGCAAAGCCGCAGGGCUGCUGCCAUGAAGCAUCAAUCCCCCAUGGUAGCUUUUGUGAAAUGCUUUGGGGUGCUCAGAAGAAUUCCCUCAUUAUUUCGCUGUAAAUCAUAAUGGGAUGGUGAUGGAGUAAAAUAAGGAGUUUGAAAAGAAGCUGAGUCUGAAGCCUUGCUUUAUUUGGUGGUGUAAGAAAAGCUGACAUCAAAACUGUUGAUGUUGAAGGUAUCCUUACCUCAUGACUAGGAAGCAUGUAAAUGUACCUGUAACAAAUUCAAAUUAAUUAUUGUCCCCCUCAAGUCACAUAUAAAUCUUGGUGCUUCUACUGAAUAGCCAUCAUCAUUCUCUUGCCCAUUUAAUCUAUAUUGUAUGAGAAGAAAAUCACAUCAUUUUUUAAAUGCAUGUGUACUUUUCCUUCAACAGUACCCUAAGAUGUAUGAUGACAGCAAGCCUAUUUUCAACUGCUAUCAAAGGGCACACCUGAACACGUGAGUGUGUACCCAACUUCUCACUGAAACUUGUGGAAGUGUUAGUAAGACUUCAACUGAAUACAUACAUACAUACAUGACCUUUAUUUAAGUGUCUAAUUGUUCUAGUGCCUAUUGGCACUAAUUGGGGACACCUUUAAGACUAAAAAAUCUAAUUAAAAACUAUGAAUCUUAAAAGCAGGAAAAUAACAUUAUUCAGACUAAGUACUCUUCUACACUUUAAAACUAAGUUACAAUUUUACUCUAUAACACUUUGAAGCAGGGUGCUGAAUUCACAAUGUAAUAUAUGAGCUCGAACACUAAAAAUGAAUAUGUAUAAAUAUGCGUACGUCAAGUUAACCUAAGCAUAAGCGACAUUCACUCCCACAUCCUUCGAGAAAUGAUGUUAUAUCCUUCUUACGUAUAGUUGUCCUAAAAGUUGCCAAAGUUCCAAUAUUUCUCUCUUCCUUGCUUAAUUUUGACCACAAUUGUGGUCCAAGAAAUCUAAGGGAAUGUCUUCCAUAAGUAACACUUUUAAACCGAGGUAAGACAAAAUCUGCAUUUCUUAGGUUGUAUCCCUUAUUAUUAGUAUUCUCAUCGUUGAUAUUAAAAAUGUUUGCAAUUUCGUUCGUUGUUAAUUUGUUUUUAACUUUAAACAUCAAAAUUAGUAUAUCCUGCAACCUCCUAUUUUGCAAAGUAGUUAAUUUAGCUCUUUUUAGUAAGGCGUCAUAACUUUCGGCAGUAGUAUUAUACACUAAUCUUAAGGCUCUUUCUUGUAGAUGCUCCAAUUUACGAUUAUCAGAUGCUGUGCAAAAAUGCCACACUAGGUGGCAAUAAGUAAGGUGUGGCAUGAUAGCUGAUUUGUACAAAAGUAACUUGGCAUUUACUGGGAUAAGAUUUUUAAGCCUUCUUAAAACUCCGAUCUUACAGGCAACUUUCUUAUAUACACUACGUAAAUGAUCUUUAAAGUUUAGGUUUUCGUCUAGGGUUACACCUAGGAUCUUGAUGGGUUGUGACUGUUCAACUUUUUUGCCACUUAUAUCCAGAUCAGUGUUCCUUUCACCUUUUGGAUUUCCCAAAACCAUAGCUUGGUAUUUAUCGCAAUUGACCUUUAAAAGAUUAUCUUGAUACCAUUUAGUCAUCUUCUCUCCAUUGUCCACCAGUAUCUUCUCCACUCUUUUCAUUGUUUCAUGUGCUACAAAGACCUGAUGGUCAUCCGCAUACAUCGAGACAUUGGCAUCUGAUAUUAUGUUAGGCAAAUCGUUCUGGAAAAUAUUCCACAUAAGUGGUCCAAAUGUGCUUCCCUGUGGACAUCCUCUCUUCAUCACAACCCAGUCGCUUAUUACAGAACCUAUCCUUACUCUAUUCUCUCUUCUUUGAAAAUAUGAUUGUAUGAGCUGUAUGGCUUUGUCAGAGAAAUUGUAGGCUUGCAGUUUAUUUAAGAGUAACUGAGAGCUAAGAGAGUCAAAAGCCUUGCUCAUAUCUGAUGACAAUAUACCGACAAUUCUCUUGCUAUAUAGUUCUGCUCUCCAUGUUUCAGUCAGCAUUAUCAGCGUGGUCUCACAGCUAUUCUUUGUACGAUAGGCAGUGAUAGCAUCACUGAGUCUGUCAUCCAUAAAUUUACUGACUUGUUGGCCUAGCAAUAUUUCAUAGACUUUAUUUACGCAUGACAGCACCGUGAUAGGUCUAUAGUUUGUAUCCCUUUGUUUGUCAUCCUUCUUAUGUACCGGUAUCCAUUCUCCAUGCUUGAGCUUUGCUAUCCAUUCUCCAUUUCUAAUUGCUUGGUUAAAAAUCACAGCAAGAGACGAAGCUAACUCAGUGGCGCCUACUUGAAUGAGAAUGAGAGUGCUCUUGUAAAAUAUGCUUUGGUUAAAAUUUUUUCCUGCGUGGAACUUUUUCAAAAUAGUUUGAUUUUAUAUUUUUCUCUGUUUUUGUGAUUUAAUGAUAGAUUUAAGAUAAUGAAAAAUGAAAAUUCAAUUAGUUUGAAACAUUUUAAACCUAGGCAAAAUGGGUGACAAAAUUUCCCCAUUGUCUUAUCAUCAUAAAUUUUCAAGGUAUUUAUGACCUAUGCAGAGCUAUCUGUCACCCUAUAGUACACUCCAUAGAUUGGUCAACAUGCUGUGUCAAGCAGUUUAGACUGGCAAUUAGAAGGAAAAAAUUAAAUGGCUUGUCUGGCUGGUUGUGCAAUAACUCAGAAAAUCUGCCUUUCAAAAUGAGUCAUAAUUUUUUUGAUCAUCUGAACACUCGAUUGUUUCUUCCCAUGUUAAGUGUAAUUUGCUCCAGCAGUGAAGGUUUCCUUUUGCACACUUUUCUCCAAAUAAACUUAUAUGCAUACUUAUCAUAGCCAUUACAAUUUCUUCAAAUGCGUUUGGUGUAUUAGCUGCUUUAUUUUUCACUUAUCAUUCUGUACAGUUGUAAUUGGUCAGUGUAAUUGGAUAGUUGGCUGUGAUUGGACACCUGAAAUUGGACAUAUGAAGCAGCCUCUCAUACUAAGUCCUCUCAGCUAAAUCUACCAAUCACAGAAUUGAUCACAAUAACCAUAGAAACAAUCACUUAUCCUGAAAAAAAACAACAAACAAACAAACUGGGGAAAGUUCCAAAAUGGAGGAAUUUUUAACUUUACACAUUUCCUCUACCCAAUAUGUUUGUCCUAAGUGUAUUUGUUUGUUUUUUUGUAAUGGUUAUGAUUAAUCGGUAACAGGAUUUUGUGUCACCCAAUUCUGUCUGUAAUCAUACUCAUGAUUGACAAAUUGGACUCCCACUUUGCAGUUGUCUGAUUUUGUUAAUGACUUGUAUGAUUAUAGACAGAAGUGGAUUCCACUUGGUCCUAUUACCAUUAUUAAAACUGCUAUUACUGCUGCAACUUUCUCUUGUAUCAUGCAUUUUUGUCCACAUAGUUCAAAAUAACAAUUCCAAAAAUCCAUUAAGAAAGUUUUACAUGCUGUACAGUUGUUCACUGGAAGGUGAUUCUUAAGUAAGAGAUGUUUGAUGAAUUAUUAUUUGUUCUCUUGCACUUGUCAUUUAUUUAUUUCAAUUCAGUUUUGAAUAUCAGGCCCCAUUUGUGUAGUGCAUUGCAGGAUGUGCAGUGCAGUGUAACACUAGGAAAUUGCCUUGGUUAUUCAGAACACAUGGAGAUUUUAAAACAAAUUUUACACUUUAAAACAUUUCAAUUAAUUCUUUACUCUAGGGUUGAAGUUUAUCCCCAGUUCUUGCUUUUUCUGUUGCUUGGAGGAUUGGAACAUCCUGUAAGUUUAGAAAUCAUUAUUUGUUCGGGAACACUAGAAUGAAAUAUUUGGUAGGGUAAAUUGACAGGGGUAGUCCAGAUUAAAGUUGAAGGACCCAGUAAAUGCAAUUUUUUUUCUACUAUGAAUCGGAAUAAAGAUAUAUAUUUAAAUUAAAAAUACUUGUUUAGUUACCAUCUGAUAUGGGUAGCAUACCCUUUUAUCACUGUUUGUCUAUGAAUGAUAUAACAUUAACAGAAAAUGUCACCAGAAAAACAAAAAAUACUGGUACAUUCUUUGAAAUAAUGCAACCAUGCUCUAAUUUCGUUAUUUGUUAUUUUUGUAGGUGUUAACUUCUGCAGCAGGACUUGUCUGGAUUGUUAGUAGAUUCUUCUAUGCCCAUGGAUACUACACUGGAGGCAAGUAAUACAUUCUUGUAAUGUUAAAUUUCUAACUUGCAGCACUGGUGUACUGAAAACGGAAAUCCUUGAAGAAAUCAGUGGCAAAGAAGUUAUCAUGGUAUAUCUAGUCAAAUUAAUGGGCUAUAUGUUCAUGGAUAAGUGGAUUUCCCUUCCUUAAUCCUGGAGCCACAUUUGCUUCCCAAAAUAUUUUAAAUGGAGUUGUGAGGCGAUAUGAGAGUGACAGGAAAUGCAAUGAAACAUGGAAAUACUCUAAUGCCUCAUUACUAUACACUGCAGAAAAGGAAAAAUAUGAAAAUGAUUGAAAAUUGUAAUUAUUUCUUACAAUGAAUGUAAAUGGAAUAGGGUGCCUUUAUUCCUUUGUUCCAGUUGUGGGAUCUUGUUAACCUUGUUGUGUUUUAUUUCAGAUCCCGAGAAGCGCUUGCGUGGUAGCUUUGGUUACUUGGGUUUCUUCACCAUGCUUGGAUGCACUGUGAAGCUGGGACUUCGCUUGCUGGGUUAUUUCUAA